AAAUAUAUUAAAAUUGAAAUAUAUAUUUAUAUAUACCUAUUACUACUCACCUUUAUCAACAAAUAGAAUGGCAUCAAAUUUAAAAACUUCGGAUACAGAAAAAUUAAAUAUGGGAAUGAAAUCAAUUUUAAGUGAAUUUGAAGUCAGUUGUGAUAAAGCCAAACAAUUGAAAGACAACAAAGAGUUAUACAAUCAAAUGAAAUAUACUGUCAAAAAGUUAUCAAUUGAAGGAGAAAGCCAUGAUUAUGCUACACAACUUUCAAAUUUCAAGGAAGCUUUGAAAAAUGAACAAUUGUUUUACUUUAAUAAGACUGGAAUUUCUCAAAACUUUUUAUCAAAAGAUGUCCAGUUAGAAUCUGCGGCAAAAAUCCUACAAGAAACCGGCUAUACAGCGGAACCUAUCAAUAUUAAGCCAAUUGAAAGUAUACAGACUGUAGACAACUGUGAUGAAAUCGUGAAGUUGGUCAAAAAAAUAACAGACAUUGAAAAGAAACAAGAAGAAAUUUGUUCAGAAACUUCUGAAUUAAAAUCUGAACAGAAAAAAAUGUACCAUGGAUUACCACCAAAUAUGGAUCAAGCAAUGAUGGCAGUACAAAUAGCAGAGCAAGCAAUGAAGGCUAUAACUAAAAAAUUAAUGGAAAAACUUUAGAAAGUAUAAUUUUGUAACUGAUUAUCUUCAACACAAUGUAUCAAAAAUAUUGUUAUUUUUAUUACUUACUAUUGUUGUAAUAAUUUAUAUAUAAACUGUAUUUAUGUGAAACCGGAUUUCAUAACAUAAUAAUUAAUUUUAAUUUAUACCAUUUUUUAUAUGCUUUUAUUAUU
This is a messenger RNA of Acyrthosiphon pisum (pea aphid), 822 nucleotides long. RefSeq lists its product as uncharacterized. The record is from RefSeq and is a predicted model, not a curated record. The transcript has 2 exons. The coding region runs from base 68 to 649 and encodes 193 amino acids. NCBI's taxonomy places the organism in Eukaryota, Metazoa, Arthropoda, Insecta, Hemiptera, Aphididae.